CGGAGGAAGUGGACGCAUUUAUUGGUAGAUCCGCAGACCUGGCGGAAGUCCAAAUAUUCGCCCCCCUUUUUUUUCUUCUGAAACUGCCUGAACAAACCGCCCACAUCUGCGCAGUCUAACAGGCUGGUACUUUUCCCUGGCUCCGAGUCAAAACCAAAGACGAAGUUUCUUGAAAAGCGAGACUCGAACCCAACAGCCAUGGCAGAGCUAACUCAUAUGAUAGACAGCGAGGUGUUCCUGGCCUUCUCUACCUACGCCACUAUCGUCGUUCUCAAGAUGAUGCUGAUGUCUCCUAUGACUGGAUACUUCCGCAUCACGAGAAAGGCAUUUGCUAACCAGGAGGACACCAGUCUGGCCUCCUCGACAGGGGACAAGAAGAAGCUGGUCAGGGUGGAUCCUGAUGUGGAGAGAGUACGAAGAUGCCACCAGAACGACCUGGAGAACAUCAUUCCGUUCAUAGUGAUUGGUCUGCUGUAUACCCUGACGGGGCCCGACCUCUCCACUGCUCUGCUCCACUUCCGGGUGUUUGUUGGUUCCAGGCUCUUCCACACGGUGGCCUACGUCCUCCCCCUGCCCCAGCCCAGCAGAGCUGUGGCCUUCCUCAUCGGACUGGUCACCACCAGCUCUAUGGCCUAUAGGGUUCUGACGACUGCGCUUUAUCUGUAGAGGCUUGAGGGACACACACACACACACACACACACACACACACACACACACACACACCACUACAAGGGCCUUGUCUUUGAGGGUCUCCAUUGAAUGUGCUUGAGGAUACAUAUACGUUUAUCAAAGUUGUUCCUUCUGUGUCUGAUAGGAUUAUAACAUGCUGUUACUGCAGUACAUAUCAGAAUGUUACUGCAGUACAUAUCAGAAUGUUACUGCAGUACAUAUCAGAAUGUUACUGCAGUACAUAUCAGAAUGUUACUGCAGUACAUUUCAGAAUGUUACUGCAGUACAUAUCAGAAUGUUACUGCAGUACAUAUCAGAAUGUUACUGCAGUACAUAUCAGAAUGUUACUGCAGUACAUAUCAGAAUGUUACUGCAGUACAUAUCAGAAUGUUACUGCAGUACAUAUCAGAAUGUUACUGCAGUACAUAUCAGAAUGUUACUGCAGUACAUAUCAGAAUGUUACUGCAGUACAUAUCAGAAUGUUACUGCAGUACAUAUCAGAAUGUUACUGCAGUACAUAUCAGAAUGUUACUGCAGUACAUAUCAGAAUGUUACUGACAGUACAUAUCAGAAUGUUACUGACAGUACAUAUCAGAAUGUUACUGCAGUACAUAUCAGAAUGUUACUGCAGUACAUAUCAGAAUGUUACUGCAGUACAUAUCAGAAUGUUCCUUCUGUGUCUGAUAGGAUUAUAACAUACUGUUAAUGCAGUACAUAUCAGAAUGUUACUGCAGUACAUAUCAGAAUGUUACUGCAGUACAUAUCAGAAUGUUACUGCAGUACAUAUCAGAAUGUUACUGCAGUACAUUUCAGAAUGUUACUGCAGUACAUUUCAGAAUGCUACUGCAGUACAUAUCAGAAUGUUACUGCAGUACAUAUCAGAAUGUUACUGACAGUACAACAGUACUGGGAGUACUGACAGUAUGUCCCAGAAUCAAGCCUCUGUUGAGUCUCAUUCUCUAUUAGCAGCAACAGGAUGUUGAGGCCAGUCAGUUCUGAAAAUAAAAUUUGAAUUUCAAGAGUUUAA
Oncorhynchus nerka (sockeye salmon) is the source of this 1696-nucleotide messenger RNA. RefSeq names its product microsomal glutathione S-transferase 1-like. The record is from RefSeq and is a predicted model, not a curated record. Gene Ontology annotation, cellular component: mitochondrion; membrane. The transcript has 4 exons. The coding region runs from base 199 to 666 and encodes 155 amino acids. Gene Ontology annotation, molecular function: glutathione transferase activity. Lineage: Eukaryota; Metazoa; Chordata; Actinopteri; Salmoniformes; Salmonidae.